Molecule: messenger RNA, 1812 nt
Organism: Bactrocera neohumeralis
Lineage: Eukaryota; Metazoa; Arthropoda; Insecta; Diptera; Tephritidae
Exons: 7
Coding region: 1044-1811 (255 amino acids)
Source: RefSeq, a predicted model, not a curated record
CGAAGUCGUACUCCAUUCAAGGCCAUUCUCUGGCAAGAUUCCUCUAAUUUCAUAGUCCUAAAUCAAGGGCUAAGGAGUACCCAUUCUGGCCACAUUUGAGGCAGGCGUGGAGUUAAUAUCCUUUAUAAGCCUAUAACAUAAAAAAGAGCAAAUAUUAAACAACCGGUAUACCAUACCGAUGAAGUAAGAAAUUUUAAAUAACCGCUAAUAAAAUUAAUAAAAGCAAAGAAAUAAUAAACUUGUUUGCCUUAAUAAUGAGUCGUCAAAAAAGCAAAAUCAAAUAAGCACGCAAAUUAAAAUGCAUACAAAAACAUGUGUCUUGUUUAAAUCAAAAUCCGUUCUCUGCACACCCGGAUCAAUGUGAGUACAUUACAACUCCAUCAUCAAAUACUUCAGCUUUCAGAAUGUAUUCUGCGCCUCGGCUACUCCACCAGCAGUACGCCGAUAUAUGUACAUGCAACAGCACAGUUUAGAAUCACUGUGUGACUCAAUGCAUCUAACGCAUUUAUACACACAUACGUACACUCCAUAGAUAUUCUGUUAUCAGUUGCUGCUUGUGUGCAUUAGUAUUUGAAGUAUGUAUGUUUGUAUGUUUGUAUUAGUUUUAUGUAUGUACCCUGCAAAAAUUCCAUAACCGAUUCUCAAACACAUUCAAGCAUUUUUACCAAUACAUAAAAAAGCAUGUUGAAAAUUUGUUGUAAUGAUUGGCAAAAAGAAACAACAUCAAACUUUCACAUUAUGCUUUAUUCAUUCGCGCAUAUUGUGUGCAUAGGAAUGGAGCAAUGUUUCAUUUUACCGAAAAAGACCAAAACGAAGAAAAUGGUGUUGCCCAAUCGACAAAAUCAAUUAAUUUGCAAAGCUUUUUUAAAAAUUCGGGCAAAUUAGAAGAAGAGAAAGCAAUUCCACCUGUUGUGGCAUUUAUUUUCAUGUCAGUGGCAGCACGACAUAUGUAUCACAAUUAAUUGCAUAUUUACAAGUGAACGCGAAAGCCGCAAAAAGACGCGCGAGUGAAUUAACGAGAAGAAAACAAUUACAUCAGCAAUAUGAUGGAGUCGAAUGAUAUUUUUAAUGUGACGCCACCAUCAACUUCCACUCCUAAGGGCUUAAAAAGGAAAAAAGUGCAACUAUCGCAUAAUUUUUACGCUAGCUCUUCAAGUCAAGUACUCACUCCGCACAGCCAAAACAUGUUUUGCUCUGAAGAAACUGCAACUGCUUCCGAGGGCUUAGAUGCAAACAAAGAUAUAAUGGCCAAGUUAGAUUUAAUUUUGGAAAAGCAAUUGAACUUGGAAAGUCGCCUGGACAAAUUGGAAGAAAACAUAAUUAAUAAAACUGAUGUCAUGGCCCACCACAAAAUCGUGCGAGAGACGAAAGUCCUAGUAAAAAAGGUGCAGCAGACAGUGUGCCGCAUCUCGGGAGAAAGUUGCGAAGACUUUCACACCGAACUGGCAGUUCUUAUGCCAAUGCAGACCUUGGAUGCGGUCUUUGAUUUGGAGGAGAAGAUAUUAGAAAAAAAUUAUGAAGAUGCAGUUAUAACAUAUCUUUUCACUUUAAAGGGCACUUCUGGGGAUAUUGGCGAAGUUAUGAAGCGAGUUUUUGGCGACGAAGUCCUCAGUUUGUUCAAUUGGGAUGGGAGGUGCGGGAAGAAAUCGCUUUCAGAAUUAAAAAUAGUUAGCGUGGCUCUAUUUGAAAUUUUCAAACUGCAUGGACGCAUCGACUUCGAAAAGGAAGUCCGAAAGAGCGUUGAGCAAAGCCACAACAGGCAAAAGCAAAAACGCUAUUUGCUGAACAAAAAAAACAUAACAAAAUUGUAAA